CUUGACUUCGCAGUGAACGCUUAUUAGAAUACACUUGUUUAACUGUAAUUUUUCGAAUUCGGUAUUUUUAGUCAUGUUGUUUUGGGCGCUCGUCAUUGGUGCGAUCAUAGUCGCUUGGUUGUACAGACUCAACAAAGAUUACGUCGUUUUGGCCUGUUUUACCAAACGCGUUCGCACAGUUGAUGGCACACCGUUGGAAAAUUCGGUGGCCUUGCCCAAGGCUCGUACAAUAUUCGGCAAUGCCUUCGAUUUAGCAGUAUCCGGGGAUAAUAUUUUCACAUUCUCGCGCAAACUUGCUGCCACAAUGAAAAGAAGUUACUUGCAAUACGGUUUUUUCAUGCCAUUUUAUAAUAUUAUCACAGCCGAUGAAGCGGAAAUUGUGAUGAGUGACCAGAAAAAUUUAAUUACCAAAGGUUUAGUAUAUAAUUUUAUGGUGCCAUUCUUAAAUCGGGGACUUCUGACGUCAUCAGGCAAACGUUGGCAUGCACGCAGAAAAAUGUUGACGCCCACUUUUCAUUUCAACAUACUUGGACAAUUUGAAGAGAUUUUCAAGGAAGAGAGUAAAAAAUUUGUUGAGAACUUGGAAGCUAGUGAUUUGAAUUCAAUUACACUGAACGAAAUCAUACCACGAUUCACACUCAACACCGUUUGUGAAACCGCUUUGGGCGUUAAAUUGGAUAAGCAAAUGAAUGCCGAUCAAUAUCGUGCCAGCUUCAGAAUGAUCGAAGAAGUGUUUGUAACACGCAUCGGAAAUCCAUUCUACUUGAUCGAUUUGGUAUACAACAUUUUUUUAGCGCCUAAGAUUGAAAAGCAUAUUUCAAUUGUGCAUCGUUUCUCCAGCGAUAUAAUCGAUAAACGCCGGCAAUUAUUGGCAGCUGAAAUCGAACGCGAGCCAGGAGUUAAAGAUGAUGAAAACGAGGAUUUCAGCAGCAAGAAACGCUACGCCAUGUUGGACACUCUAUUGCGCGCCGAACGCGAUGGUCUAAUCGAUCAUGCGGGUAUUUGUGAGGAAGUCGAUACAUUUAUGUUCGAAGGUUUCGACACAACAUCGAUGGCGCUCUUAUUCUCAUUUAUGAAUUUCUCUCUGUAUCCGGAAAUGCAGGAGCGUUGCUAUCAAGAGAUACUCGAAUAUGUUGAUGAUGACAUUAGCAAAUUGGACGUAAAUCAGUUGGCCAAAUUGAAAUACAUGGAAUAUUUUAUUAAAGAGACUUUACGUCUAUAUCCCUCAGUGCCGGUUAUCACACGCGAAACGACGAGCGAGACAAUAUUGCCCAAUAAUUUAAUAUUACCUGAGCGCACACAAGUCAUUAUACAUAUAAUAGAUAUACAUCACAAUCCCAAAUACUUUGAAAAUCCCAAUACAUUUGAUCCGGAGCGCUUUACACCCGAACGUUCCGCUGGUCGUCAUCCCUUCGCCUUUGUGCCGUUUAGUGCUGGACAAAGAAAUUGUAUUGGACAAAAAUUUGCUAUAUUGGAGAUGAAAACGUUUUUUGUUUACAUUUUGAAGAAAUUUCGAGUUCUACCUUUAAUGGAUGCCAAAGAUGUGACGCUGGCCGCGGGCAUGGUCAUAAAAACGCCAAGUGCGGUUAAGGUUAAAUUAGUGAAAAGAGUGUGA
This is a messenger RNA of Ceratitis capitata (Mediterranean fruit fly), 1615 nucleotides long. RefSeq names its product cytochrome P450 4p1. Gene Ontology annotation, molecular function: monooxygenase activity; heme binding; iron ion binding. The record is from RefSeq and is a predicted model, not a curated record. Lineage: Eukaryota; Metazoa; Arthropoda; Insecta; Diptera; Tephritidae. The coding region runs from base 74 to 1615 and encodes 513 amino acids. The transcript has 8 exons.